Molecule: messenger RNA, 6638 nt
Organism: Puntigrus tetrazona (Sumatra barb)
Lineage: Eukaryota; Metazoa; Chordata; Actinopteri; Cypriniformes; Cyprinidae
Gene: shisa9b
Product: shisa family member 9b
Exons: 4
Coding region: 236-1534 (432 amino acids)
Biological process (GO): regulation of AMPA receptor activity; regulation of short-term neuronal synaptic plasticity
Cellular component (GO): AMPA glutamate receptor complex; postsynaptic membrane; dendritic spine membrane
Source: RefSeq, a predicted model, not a curated record
CGCUCUGUUCAAGCGCAGCUCAUUGCGCUCCAGACGCUCCACGCACCCGAGUGCGCAAGACCGCCGCUGUUUAGGAUAAGGCUAAAUACUAGACAAAGCACAGUAGUGUUUGUUGCAGCGCCACUCUCGAAACGACAGAAAUCUACAUACAUAUCUACAAACAUUGUGCGUACUUCAAAGCCUGCACAAACCAACAGUGGCGCUCAAGUAUCUUCAAACAUGAGCAUCAUCUCGGAUGGCGGUGAUGUUCUUGAUGGAGAUAUGCGUGCUGACACUUCAUGACAAAAGAUACUCAACUCGAUUUUUCAGCGUCCGAUCAGCCGUGGCAAAGAAGAGGAGAGAAGAACGCAGGAUGAAAAGCACUGGCUUACUACUGGGUUACUUUUUGAUGAAAGUUCUUGUGUGCGACGCAGAAGGAGAACCUGGGAAAAACCUGGAUGGUUUGGUGACGGCGUCGGGGUCCAACGAUUCCAGAGACGGGGAGAACGGUCUGUCCGAGACCCCUCACACGGAGGACAGGUGUCGGGGCUAUUAUGAUGUGAUGGGUCAGUGGGAUCCUCCUUUCGUGUGCCGGACUGGUAGCUACCUGUACUGUUGCGGGACCUGUGGCUUCAGGUUCUGCUGCGAGUUUAAGAACUCCAGAUUAGAUCAGACCACCUGCAAGAACUACGACACUCCGCCGUGGUCCAUGACGGGCAGACCGCCGCCGAAGAUGAUGGACCAACACGAUCCGACUAAGGAUAAAACCAAUUUGAUUGUGUAUAUCAUAUGCGGAGUAGUUGCUAUCAUGGCUCUGGUUGGGAUAUUCACCAAACUUGGCUUAGAGAAGGCGCAUCGACCUCACAGAGAGAACAUGUCGAGAGCGCUGGCCCAGGUGAUGCGCCAGACAGCUCCAGGAGAACAUGUGGAGAGCGAGGAGAGCUUGGCGGUGCAUGGACAACACUACGAGAACAUGCAGGCCAGAGCAACAGGAAACAACCUGCAGAGUGCCCAAAUAAACAGCGUGGGACCUGGCCCAUCUAUGAUGCAGGCUAUGACACAAUAUCCUGCCCUUGGACAAGUACCUGUAGCCCACCCCUAUGAACCAUCUCAAACUGGCAAGGAGCUCAACAAGUAUGCUUCGCUCAAGGCUGUGGCUGAAAAAGCGAACGAAAACUUCUACACUAACAGACGGCACCUAGCCGACCUGGCAGCAAAAGGCACUCUUCCCAUGCACUCGGUGAGUCUGGAGCAGGAGCCCACCAACCCUUACAGCCCCGAGCUGCCCUGCCAAAAGCAGAACGGACACAAGUCCAAAAGCACCAAGGUCCACAGCUCCCACCCGCUAGCUUUUGGCUCAAACACCAUCGCCAACCCCGGCAUGCUGAAGGGCUGGGAGACCACAGAAACGCUGGGCCGUCGGCACACGUACGCCCCCAAGAAGCACAGCGCCACCGUGGAGCAAGUGAACGAGCUGACAUCUGCCCACAGCCAGCACUAUCUGCCACCACAUCCGUACUUCGUCACCAACAGCAAGACUGAGGUGACCGUGUGAACCGGGCACAACGCCGGGUUUAUCGAGCCCAGGCCUGAGAACGGAGAACGAGGAUAAUAAGGGAAGCCUGAUGGAGGAAGAAGAGUGGAUUAGGAUCCCGUCCUGCUGGAAGGAUUGAACCGAGCGGUCUGGCUCGAGAUCUGCAUGGCUGUAUGUGUGCUGUUUGUCUUUGAGGAACAGGCGUGCAUUGGCGACGUUCGCACGGGAAACCGUGGAACUCUUUCUGUGUCCAUUCCGUCACAAACGAAUAACCUGAGCUGUAGUGAUGAGGCCAUCAGUCAAUGUGAUGAGGACCCAUUGAAACCCUAAGCAAUCAAUGCAAUCAAACGUACUACUGUAGAUGAUGUUUCGCAACAGCUUGUGAGAAAGUCCCUUAAGAAACACUAUCCUGUUUUUCUCAGAAUCUUGUAUAUAACAGAAUGGAUGAAAAAUGUCAAAGGCUUCCACGGAUAAUUAAAGGACAUCGAUCUGGAAGAUGACAAAUGACGUGAGGACAAUCGUGUCUCAAGUUCUUCUCAUCUCGUCACUCGAGAUCUCCAGAGCGUGUGCACCAAAAACCUGUAGCAACGUAACACGCUGUAUCCUGACAAACACUGGGCUUGUGCCUUUCCAACAGAAGAACUCAUUAUCUAGGAGCUCUUGUGCUUUUCAGCGAGCACAUGGUGUUUCUUCAAUAACAAAGAUGCAUAAAAUAUAAACAAAUCUAUUGUUUACGGCUGUCAUACUUCGGUAUAGAAAAUGUUUAUUGUCAGUGUUCUUAAAUACACAUUUCCCUUCUGUUUUCGCCAUUUUUUUCGGAUGUGUUCACACAUUGUAUGGCCCUAUCUUUUAGUGCAACUGUAGACUGUAGACAAAGGAAGUACUCUAGGGUUAAUGAUAGACGUUCAUUAUUUUUCAAUGUUGUAUGAUAAAAGUGAAUGGUAAAUUCUGAUAGCGAACAAGAUUGUUACGACACUGCCAUUGUUGCAUUCCGAGUGUAUUCGGUAUCGAGAAUGGAUUCAGUAGUUUCUUUUGUCUUUAGCAUCAAAAUGUGAACCAUUUCAAUUAGCGUAAGGGCAAAAGGCUGCAUUCAGUUUCCAAACCUGAACGUUUUGUCAUCCACAUCGAAAUUAUCCCAGGUAUCUGGCUGUGAAUAAUGUGGGUCACAUAAACUUUAAUUGCUGUGAAACAAGUGGCUUUAUCUCGGUACUCUUAAAAUGUUUUUGACCUAAACCGAGAUCGUAAAUUAGCAGGCUAACUCAUUGUGGAAAUAAAAAUACAUUUACAUAUCUAGUAGUACAGCUUUUUGCACGCUUACACGCUUUUUCACAUUCUCAGUAUUCACGAUAUAAGGGGUGAUCACAUUAAAUUUUGUGUUUGUACUCUGCUGUUUUUAAGUUUGGUGAACUCUGGCUUGCAAAUCUGUACAGCGAUGUUUGAUCAUUAGUGGAUGUAAAUGUCACAGACUGACCUGCUGCUAGUGGCGCAGAAAUUGCACACUUCACCUUUAAGGUAAACUAAUAGUUCAACCAAAAAGAAAUAUCUGUUCAAAUUUUACCCUCAGGGCAUCCAAAAUGCACAGUAAAUGAGUUUGUUCUUUGGAGAAAUUUAGCUUUAUAACACUUGCUUAUUAGUGGAUCCUGAUGUGCAGUGAAUGGGUGCCGUCAGAAUGAGAGUCCAAACAGCUGAGAAAAACGUCACAAUAAUCCACAAGUCGUCAACUUGUUUCUGUUUUUCACGUUAAAUGAUUGCCUGGAAUCCUGCAGCUUACUUAUGGAUUAUUGUGAUGUUUUUUAUCUGCUGUUUGGAUGCAUUAAUGACCAAGUGAUGUAAUGCAAGAUUUCUCCAAAUCUGAACUCAUUUACUCAAACUCAUCUUACAUAUAUGUUUAUGACAUUAGUUUCUAUACUAAUACGCAACGCAAUGUAAUGUGUAAUUCAAAAUAUGGAUGAAACACCUAUAAAAGAAAUCAAUAAAAAGAACAUUGGGUUAGAGUUUAACAAAAUUUUCAUAAAGUGAAAGGUUGGCACAGGCAACAUCUCAGGACGAGCAUUCAAGUGAUAUCUGACAGCUGGUGACAUUUUAGGUGUGGUAUGUCUUUAACUGCACAUUUAAAAAUGUUUUAAAUUUGUACAAAUACUGGAACAGAGUGUCAGCUACACAAAUCUCCUUUGCGAGUUUUAAUUACCAUUUUAAAAUAUUGAAAAUCCCACAAAGUCUGGAUACAUUCAGAUGUUAUUUCAAAAUGUAUUCCAAAGCAGAAACCCUAGAGCGUUCCAUCAUAUCCUUUUGCUCAUAUUCACUGCAGACUAAAAUCCUAAAAUCUAGUGUGACCACCCAAGCCACAUAUCAAUAAAAUAUUGUAAGAUUCACAGCUAAUAGAGAUGAAAGCCACAUUGACAUGUUGAAGGGUUGAUUAUUUACAAUGAGAAAUAAAAAUCCCCGUCAAGAUUCAACAACAAAGCAGCAUAAAGCGCAAUAUCAGUAUUGUGUCAAAUUUUAGCCUCUGCUGUUAUAAGAAUUCAGAGAAAAAAACACUCCAGGCAAAAUAACACAAACCCUGCCUUCAGUUUUACUGCUUGUCUUUUUCAUACCAUUGAAUACUGUCUUUGUGCGUCACUGCCAAACAGCCUGCGACAAACCAGUACUUAAGACUGACAUAAUGGCCGCUGGUCUGUCAGUCACGGAGUCCACUCAACAUCUAUUAAACCUGAGUGUCUCACUGCAGGUCACCUCAUGACUCAGAGCACACUACAGGAUCACUCACCGGGGGGCACGUUUCUUGGAAUUAAAUCACAUAGUGAAUACCUUUUCCUCUGAAAUCUCUGAACACUGCAGAAAUGGAUUAGAACAGAUAAUGUCAAGAUUCGCCGUAGAGCUAAAAAGACCUGCACAGCUGGAUUCCAGGGCUUUAGUCCGUACAUCUGAGAGAAAUCGUAAGAAAUCACCAUUGUGAUACAGAAAUCAGGAACGUGGGGGAAAAAUCUAGGUUAACAAUUGAGAGAGAAUUCACUAAGAAUUAAUUGCGCCCCUGAUUAGUUUAUUAUUGUUUUAGCAUCAAAGGUAAACAGAAUACAGCAGACUCAUUUGAUGAAUUAUUGCUCCGUGAUUAAUAUAAAAUGUACACGGUGUUAACUUUGUUAGGCAAAAUAGUAGGAUUUUGUUAAUAAGAAGCAGUCGUGAAAAGCCUUAAGAUGCAGUUACGCUAUACAGUGCUUCAUUUACGCAUGCUUGUAUUCACUAUGCUUUUGAGUUUGAUUAGGAGAAAAUGCAGUUAGGCUUCUGAAUUUGCUUGAAAAAAAUGUUUGAUCAAUAGAAGAUGUAAAUGCUACAGACUGACCUCCUGACUGAGUUUGAUGUUUUGCAGGAUAGUGUCAGGCAGUAUAUUGCAACCCAUUGAAUGCAUGAUUCAAAAUAAAUAAAUAAUAAUAAUGAUUCAUAUGUUAAUUUAGUUUCUACUAUAUAUAUAUAUAUAUAUAUAUAUAUAUAUAUAUAUAUAUAUAUAUAUAUAUAUAUAUAUAUAUAUAUAUAAUAAACUAAAUAAUCAUAUGAAUGAAUUUUGAUAUGAAUUGCAAUGAAACUUUAUACCAUCAAACCUAAUGUAUUGUCAUUAGAAUUUAGCGAAAAAGGUGAAAGCAGUUUCAAACUGGUUUAAAAGUGACUUUCAUGUAAGCAGUGCUUCAUACAUCACUACAGCUGACAAAGGACCUUUUUGACCGCAAAAGAAAUUUCACUAAUGUCACUAUACUUUACCCUUUUGCUAAAACCUUUACACAUAACAAUGUCUCUUUACACAAUGUAAAAAAGAGAUGCAUUUUUGUUGCGAUUAUUACACUUGGUGCAAACAGUAUGUAAUAAUAAUAAUGCACAAACAGCACUAUACCAAUGUAAAUAGUAACUGGUUAAACUGGAUUAAGGUUGUAAGCUUCUUAUGCUAAAAUACCUCACAAAAAAAUGUGGCGCAACUGCUUAGUGAAUUCAUCUCUCAGUGUGUUGAAAUGUAUAAAACCCCAUGUUACGUUCAGCCUACAUAGGGGGUAGUCUUAUUACUGAUUGCUAUUUCCACCUCUCAUUGUGCCUUGCUGUUCAUUACCAGACAUUAAGUCUGAUUUUUAUGUUUUUAUCCAUACGUUAUGUUUGCAUUUCUCAGCUUCAUUGGGGUUGGCCAUGUACGAAUGCAUAAAAAGUGGUUUUUAUCUUUUGACAUCAGCACAAGGUCUUCUUCAUUAGAGAUUUGGUGAACUCGUACAUAACAGACGCCGUCUCGAAGAGUCGGCUGUACAUUAUAUCACAAAAGGGCUGAAUAUUAGCAGAACAACUUUAAUGCUGUGAUCAUGAAGGUUAGAUGUUGAGCCAAUGCACUCUGACUCUCAGUGAAAAAAACACAUUGACAUAUAUAUAGGCAGAUGUUAUAAAAGCUGUGCUAAAAUGAUAUUGCCCUUUAUUUCAUGUCUUGAGAAACUCCAUCACCCCACUGCAACUGAUAUUGAUGUUAGUUUGUGUAUUUGCGUCUGUAACUGGUUCAUUUUAAACACUCGAAUACGAUUUCAGAGUAUUUCCUUUCGAAAAGUAAUACCUCAAAAACCCACCGUCGAAUUAAUUGAAUUGUUUAUUCUGGAUAUAGCUAUGCCGAUGGUAUACAUAACUCUUUUAUGAUAUGAUAUUGUCAUAUUCUUCACGUAAAGCCAGAAUAGUUACACAAUAACUUGUAAGUAGUAGCAUAGUAGUUGCUGAUGAGACCAAGUUGUCCAGUUCAGUGGUCUAUAUUGUAAAUCACAUAGACGAAGCAUUGAGGAUUACAACGAAGCCCGCCAAACUAAUAACUGCACAAGCUCAAAUUAUACCGUAAAACCUUGAGUGUCUUUUAUUGAAGGGUUAUUUUGUGAUCCAGGUUUAUUUGAAAAUGUGUCAAUAUAGUAUUCAGUUAGUCAUAAUACUGUGUGUACUUCAGCGUGCUCUGUACUGGCGAGGCAUCUGAGAAACAGAGCACAUUUAAUACACUAAGGUACAUUUUUUUAAACAAUGUAUUCUAUGUAACAUUUCUAUGUGGAAGUUGAAAGUUUAAGCACUGUUGUACCGUUCACAUCACAAAACUUAUUUACAAUAAAUGUCUCUUCUCUAUAAA